AUGGCGCGGAUGAUGCUGUCGCGCAAAACCACGAAUAUCCUGGUGUUUAUCCUCCUGGUGAUCAUCAUCGCCUCGGUGCUCAAGAUCAGUCUGCCCGAUGCCUCCCUCGAUCCGGCCAUCCUCUACCAUCAUGCCACCGGCCAGGAUAAGAACGAGCCGGACCACUGGGAAUGGGAGACGACCACACGCUUCGUGCCCCUGAAGAAUAGGCCCGCCGCCAGCCCUGCCAUUCCUUUCGCUGAGGCCGACGAAGGCCGUCUCUGCGAAUCCUUCCCCACGUAUUUGAUGUCGCGCAUUCAGGUCACCCUGAAAAUCGGUGCCUCCGAGCCCGCCGAUCGCGUAGACGCUCAAAUCUCGACCGUUACCCGCUGUAUUCCGAACCUCCUUAUCGUCUCCGAUCGAGAAGGCGAGCUCAACGGUCACCGCGUUCACGACAUCCUGGCCACACUCCCCGAGUCGUUCCGCGCCAACGUCUCCGAUUUCGAGGCCUAUGAUGCACUGCAGCGAGGUGAUGAGAAGGCGGUGGAGAGAGCCCAGGGUUGGCGACUGGAUCGCUUCAAGUUCCUGCCCAUGGUUGAACGCGCCUACGAAACGAACCCGACCGCCCAUUGGUACAUCUUCCUCGAAUCCGAUACCUACUACGUGUGGGAUAAUCUCUUCCGUCUUCUUGAUCAGUACGACCCCUCGGAACAGUUAUAUUUCGGUUCACCCGCACCGGGGAGGAAAAUUAGUGACAGCAAGAAGACCUAUUUCGCUUACGGUGGGGCGGGAUUUGUCCUUUCCAGCGCUGCGGUAAAGAAGCUGUUUUCUCGGCAUCACGGUUCUCACGGUCAAUAUGUCCAGCCGUCACUGAGUUUACAAUACGAGGAAUUGAUCAAAAGCGAUUGUUGCGGAGAUUCUGUCUUAGGGUGGGUGUUGUACGAAAAGGGUAUCAAGUUGUCGGGGCUGUGGCCCAUGUUUAACCCGCAUCCGUUUCAUGGCAUUCCGUACGACAAUGCCUAUUGGUGUCAGCCGGUGAUUAGCAUGCACAAGACUUUAUUUUCGGACAUGAAGGGGCUGAUCAAGUGGGAAAAUCAACGUGAUCGCACGAAACCUCUACUCUACGCGGAUAUGUUUGAAUAUGCGCGACUGGGGACCUUUGAAAGCAAAGCCGACUGGGACAACGGAGACUGGGGUGGUUUUAGAGAGCCUGACGACUCGCCGGCGCACGCAUCGAUGGACGCCUGCCGGGCUGCAUGUCACGAUCAUCCGCAGUGUCUAUCGUACACGUAUGACCACUCUGGUCAUUGCAUCUUUGUCCCGACGAUCCGACUUGGCCAUAAUACGCCGGCCACAAAGGAAGUCCGGCUUUCGGCCGGGUGGGAUGUGGAGAAGAUCCGCAAUUGGCACGCAUCUCACAAAUGUGAGAAGCCGUUGUGGAUGAAGCCGAGUCUGACGCGGAUCUUCUAG
Messenger RNA from Aspergillus alliaceus, 1449 nucleotides. RefSeq lists its product as uncharacterized. Gene Ontology annotation, molecular function: glycosyltransferase activity. The transcript is spliced from 2 exons. Gene Ontology annotation, cellular component: membrane. The coding region runs from base 1 to 1449 and encodes 482 amino acids. Lineage: Eukaryota; Fungi; Ascomycota; Eurotiomycetes; Eurotiales; Aspergillaceae. The record is from RefSeq and is a predicted model, not a curated record.